Ogataea philodendri is the source of this 6231-nucleotide messenger RNA. RefSeq lists its product as uncharacterized. Gene Ontology annotation, biological process: long-chain fatty acid biosynthetic process. The record is from RefSeq and is a predicted model, not a curated record. The transcript has 2 exons. Gene Ontology annotation, molecular function: [acyl-carrier-protein] S-malonyltransferase activity; fatty acid synthase activity; enoyl-[acyl-carrier-protein] reductase (NADH) activity. Gene Ontology annotation, cellular component: fatty acid synthase complex. The coding region runs from base 1 to 6231 and encodes 2076 amino acids. Lineage: Eukaryota; Fungi; Ascomycota; Pichiomycetes; Pichiales; Pichiaceae.
AUGUAUCGAUCAAAGGCUCCUGCCGCUUCGGAUCCUCUGGAAGCCGCGAGUACACCGUCAGUGAACAGACCGCUAGCGAUUACCCACGGCGGAAUCGAGACCACCAUCUUGACUCCGCCUUCUAAUUACUUACUCUACCAACAUUUGACCACAGGCUUCUACAAGUCCCUGCCCGACGUUACUGAAGGUUACGCCGGUGACGAUGAGCCAGCUUCCAAAGCCGAACUCCUGCUGAUGUUCUUGGGCUACAUCGUUCGCUCAGAUGUGAUUGAAUCAGAGAAGCACGACGCCAUUUCACUCGUUGUGAACGAAUUUGAUACGAGAUUUUUGUCAAAGAAAGACCUCCACUCUUUCGCUGCCGAAUGUCUUGCAUCUGAGGCCCACCCAACCACGUUGGAGAAGGUCAAGACUCACAUUUUGAAGAAUUACUAUGCCGGUAAGCUUUACCUCGACAAGGACUUUGGAUUGACUCCUGAACCAAUCCAAUCCGCCCUGUUUCAAGCUGCCAAGGCCAAAAAGGCGUCCGUUUAUAUGAUCUUCGGUGGACAGGGAAGCGCCGAAGACUACUUCGAGGAAUUGAGAGAGAUCUACGAUCUGUACAACCCACUGGUGGCUCCAUUCUUGUACACCGUGCAAUCAAAAUUGCAAUCUCUUAUAUCCUCCACCUCCGACCUCGACAGAAUUUUCACGCAUGGUUUCGAUCUUAUUAGCUGGCUUGAGAAGCCAGAACAGACUCCAAACACAGACCACCUGCUUUCGAUCCCAAUCUCGUGUCCAUUGAUCUGUGUCAUCCAGUUGUGUCACUACAUUAUUACCUGCAGAAUUUUGGGUAUCACACCUGGCCAACUCAACGAGCUGUCGAGCGGAUCGACUGGUCACUCCCAAGGUUUACCAACCGCUGUUGCUAUUGCAUCUGCUGGCUCCUGGGAGUCCUUCGAGGUCCAAGCUUUGAAAGCUGUCGAGUUCCUCUUCUACCUUGGUGUCAGAUGUCUCCAAGCUUACCCAUCUACAUCUCUGGCCCCAAGCUCUGUGAAGGAUUCCGAGGAGAACGGAGAAGGUACUCCAGGUCCUAUGCUUUCUGUUAGAGACCUCACAUACGAUCAAGUCACAAAGUUCGUGGACGAGACAAAUCAGCAUUUGCCAGAUGCCAAGAAGAUCAGCAUCUCCUUGGUCAACGGUGCCAGAAACUUGGUCGUGACUGGUCCUCCAGAAUCUCUUUACGGUCUUAACCUGAACUUGAGAAAGGCAAAGGCUCCAUCUGGAUUGGAGCAAUCCCGUAUCCCAUACAGCGAAAGAAAGCUCAAGUUCUCUUCUAGAUUCCUGCCAAUCCUCUCUCCAUUCCACUCUCACCUGCUUGCUCCAGCAUCUGACAGAAUCAAGGAGGACCUCAAGAAGAGUGGUCUCGAGUUCAAGGCUGAGGACUUGAAAAUUCCAGUUUACGAUACCUACGACGGAUCUGACCUCAGAAAUUACACCGGUUCUAUUUCCUCGAGACUUAUUGAACUUAUCACUCUCUUGGCCGUCAACUGGGAAACCGCUACCAACUUUGAGGCUACCCACAUUGUUGACUUCGGUCCUGGUGUUGGUUCUGGUUUCCUUACUCACAGAAACAAAGAAGGAACUGGUGCAAGAAUCAUCAUGGCUGGUGAAUUGAACGUUCCUGAUGAAGACUCUGAUUUUGGUUACAAGCAAGAACUCUUUGACGUGAAUUCAUCUUCGCUCAUCUACGCUCAAAACUGGGUCAAGAACUUCCAACCAAAGUUGGUCAAGACUUCCGAGGGAAAGGUCUACGUGGACACCAAGUUCUCUAGAUUGUUAGGAAAGGCUCCACUGAUGGUCCCAGGUAUGACUCCAAGUACCGUUUCUCCAGAAUUCGUUGCUGCCACUAUCGAGGCCGGAUACCAUAUCGAAAUUGCUGGCGGUGGUUACUUCAACCCAGAAAUGAUGACCAAGGCUUUGACCCAAGUUGCCGAGAACAUCACUCCAGGUUCUGGAAUCGGUAUUAAUUUAAUUUAUGUCAGCCCAAGAAUGCUCCAGUGGGGUAUUCCAUUGAUCAAGGAUCUGAGAGCCAAGGGAUUCCCUAUCCAAUCUUUGUCUAUUGGAGCUGGUGUUCCAUCUCUCGAAGUUGCUUCCGAAUACAUUGAGACUCUGGGCUUGACCCACUUGGGACUGAAGCCAGGUUCUGUUGACGCCAUCAGCCAAUGUAUCAACAUUGCUAAGGCCCACCCUAACUUCCCGAUUGUUGUGCAAUGGACUGGUGGAAGAGGUGGUGGUCACCACUCUUUCGAGGACUUCCAUCAACCAGUCUUGCAGAUGUACUCCAAGAUCAGAAGAUAUCCAAACAUCAUUCUUGUUGCAGGUUCUGGAUUCGGUUCUGCUGAGGACACUUAUCCAUACCUGACUGGUGCUUGGUCCACCAAGUUCAACUACCCACCAAUGCCUUUCGAUGGUGUUCUGUUCGGUUCCAGAGUUAUGGUUGCCAAGGAGUGUAAGACCUCCCCAGACGCCAAGAAAGCCAUUGCUGCCUGCGCCGGUGUUCCUGACUCCAAAUGGGAGCAGACAUACAAGAAACCAGCUGGAGGUAUCUUGACUGUCAAGUCCGAGAUGGGUGAACCAAUCCACAAGAUUGCUACCAGAGCAGUUAUCUUCUGGAAGGAGAUGGACGACACUGUGUUCUCUCUUCCAAAAGCAAAGAUGCUUGAUGCUUUGGAGAAGAAGCGUGACUACAUCAUCAAGAAGCUCAACGCCGACUUCCAAAAGCCAUGGUUUGGAAAGAACGAAGACGGUGUUUGCGACAUUCAAGACAUGACUUACGAACAAGUUGCCAAGAGAUGUGUUGAGCUCAUGUACGUCAGAAAGUCCAAGAGAUGGAUCGACUUCACUCUGAGAAACUUUGUUGGAAAGUUCUUGAGAAGAGUUGAGGAACGUUUCUCUGCUAGCGAGACCAACUCUUUGAUCCAGAGCUUCAGCUUGCUGGAGACUCCAGAUCCAGUGUUGGAGACCGUUUUCAACGCUUACCCAGAAGCUAAGGUUCAACUGAUCAAUGCUGAGGAUUGCGACUAUUUCCUUGCUAUGUGCUCCAACCCAGGCCAAAAGCCAGUUCCUUUCGUUCCAAUUCUCGAUGAGAGAUUCGAAGUCUUCUUCAAGAAGGAUUCUUUGUGGCAAUCCGAAGACCUCGAAGCUGUUGUUGACGAGGACGUCCAAAGAACAUGUAUCUUGCACGGUCCUGUUGCUGCUCAAUUCACCAACAAGGUCGAUGAACCAAUCAAGGAGAUUCUUGACAAUGUCCAUGAAGGACACAUUGAGAGACUUUUGAAGGACGUCUAUGGUGGAGAUGCCUCCAAGAUCCCAGUUGUCGAGUACUUCACUGGCAAGAGCCAUGCUGAGUUGGACUCGAUCCCAGGUGUUGAAGUUACUAAGUCUGCUGACUCCGUCGAGUACGCUAUUGGUUCCACUUUGCCUGACACUGAGGCUUGGUUCGAGCUUUUAGCCGGUUCUGAAUUGAACUGGAGACACGCCUUCAUCUCUGCUGACAGAUCUGUUCAAGGUUACAACUUUGUUGAGAACCCUGUCAAGAAGGUGUUGGCUCCUUCUGAGCAUUACAAGGUCAGAGUCUUCCAUCCAGAUACCCCAUCUAAGACCGUCAUUUCCCUGUUUGGUCAAAUCAAGGGUAAGGAAAAGGAGAUUGUCAGAAUCUCUGCUGCCGACUCUCUGAUCAAGAUGGAAUUGAUUGAACACAGAACCGCUGAUGGCACCCCAGUUGCUUUGGAGUUGCUCUACACCUACAAGAAAUCUGACGGUUUCGCUCCUAUCCAGGAAGUUACCAAGGGUAGAAACAAUAGAAUCAAGGAGUUCUACUGGAAGGUGUGGUUCGGUUCCAAGGUUCCUGUUGACCUUGACUUCGACGUUAGCUCUAAAAUCGAUGGUGGUUUGACCAAGAUCACUCCGCUCUCUAUUGCAGAGCUCACUCAUGCUGUCGGUAACUCUUGUGAAUUCUUCGUUCCAAGAGUUGGAAGAGACCAAUUGGCCCCAAUGGAUUUCGCCAUUGUUGUUGGUUGGAGAGCCAUCAUGAAGGCUAUCUUCCCUAAAACUGUUGAUGGAGACAUUCUUAAGUUGGUUCACUUGUCCAACGCUUACAGUAUGAAGCCAGGUGCUGAAUUGCUCAAGGCUGGUGAUGAGGUUUCUUCCGAUGCUGAAAUUGUUUCUGUUGUCAACGGUCCUACCGGUAAGACUGUCCAGGUUGUUGGUACCAUCUACAGAGCUGGCAAGGCCAUCAUGGAGGUGACCUCCGCUUUCUUCUACAGAGGUUCUUACACCGACUUCGAAAACACUUUCGAGAAGAUUACCGAGACUCCAAUGGAGGUUCGUCUUGAGAGCGACAAGGACGUUGCUGUUCUGCAAUCGAAGGAGUGGUUCCACCUUGGCUCCGAGCCAAUUGACCUCUUGGGUAAGACUUUGACUUUCAGAUGCAAGUCUGUCUACUACUUCAAGAACCAAAAUGUCUACUCUUCUGUUAAGACCACUGGUGCGGUUUACUACGAGAUGCCAUCUAAGGAGAUCAAGCAAGUUGCUGAGAUCUCUUACAGAGCCGGUGUUUCUCACGGAAACCCUGUUGUCGACUACUUGAGCAGAAACGGUAGCCCAAUCGAGCAACCUGUCCAGCUUCCUAACCCUGUUCCAUUGUCUGGAGCAUUGGUUACCAAAGCACCAGGUUCUAACGAGAUUUACGCCGCUGUUUCUGGUGACUUCAACCCUAUCCACGUUUCUAAGGUGUUUGCUUCCUACGCUAACUUGCCUGGUACCAUCACCCACGGUAUGUUCUCCUCUGCCUCAGUCAGAUCUUUGGUUGAGAUGUACGCUGCCAACGGUGUUGCUUCUAGAAUGAGAGCUUACAAGGCCAACUUUGUCGGUAUGGUUCUUCCUAACGAUGAGUUGACCACUCAGCUCGAGCACGUUGCUAUGAUCAACGGUAGAAAGAUCAUCAAGAUCGAGACUAGAAAGGUUGAGACCGAUGAAGUCGUCUUGACUGGAGAGGCCGAGAUCGACCAACCAGUUUCUACCUUUGUGUUCACUGGUCAAGGUUCCCAGGAACAAGGUAUGGGUAUGGAUCUGUACAACUCCUCUGAGGUUGCCAAGGAGGUGUGGGACAGAGCCGACCAGCACUUCAUCAACAACUACGGUUUCUCUAUUUUGGACAUCGUGAAGAACAACCCUAACGAGUUGACCGUCUACUUUGGAGGUCCAAAGGGUAGAGCCAUUAGAGAGAACUACAUUACCAUGAUGUUUGAAACUAUUGACGAAGAUGGAAAACUCAGAUCUGAAAAGAUCUUUAAGGAUAUCGACGAGAACACUACCACCUUCACCUUCAGAUCGCCAACUGGAUUGCUUUCAGCCACCCAAUUCACACAGCCAGCCCUUACUCUUAUGGAGAAGGCUACAUUUGAAGACAUGAAGUCCAAGGGACUUGUUCCUAGCGAGUCUAUGUUCGCCGGACACUCUCUUGGUGAGUAUUCUGCCCUUUCUUCCUUGGCCGAUGUUAUGCCUAUCGAGUCCUUGGUUGACGUUGUUUUCUACAGAGGUAUGACCAUGCAGGUGGCCGUUCCUAGAGACGCCUUGGGCAGAUCGAACUAUGGUAUGUGUGCCGUUAACCCAUCCAGAAUUUCAGCUACUUUCAACGACUCUGCCCUGAGAUUCGUUGUUGAGCACAUCAGCAAACAGACCGGCUGGUUGUUGGAGAUUGUCAACUUCAACGUGGAGAACCAGCAAUACGUUGCCGCUGGUGACUUGAGAGCUCUUGACUCUUUGACCAACACAUUGAAUGUGUUUAAGGUGCAAAAGAUCGACAUUGUCAAAUUGCAGGAGAUGAUGUCGCUCGAGAAGGUUGCCGAGCAUUUGAGUGAGAUUGUGGACGAGGUCUCCAAGAAGUCCUUGGCCAAGCCACAGCCUAUCGACUUGGAGAGAGGAUUCGCAUGUAUUCCAUUGAAGGGAAUCUCUGUUCCUUUCCACUCUUCUUAUCUGAGAUCUGGUGUUAAGCCUUUCCAGAGAUUCUUGGUGAAGAAGAUUCCAAAGUCUGCUGUUAAGCCAGCCAGCUUGAUUGGCAAGUACAUCCCUAACUUGACCGCCAAGCCGUUCGAGUUGACCAAGGAGUACUUUGAGGAUGUUUACAAGCUCACUGGCUCUGAGAAGAUCAAGGCCAUUUUGGACAACUGGGAGCAUUACGAGUCCGCAUAA